Molecule: messenger RNA, 1869 nt
Organism: Hibiscus syriacus
Lineage: Eukaryota; Viridiplantae; Streptophyta; Magnoliopsida; Malvales; Malvaceae
Product: LON peptidase N-terminal domain and RING finger protein 1-like
Exons: 18
Coding region: 91-1683 (530 amino acids)
Molecular function (GO): protein binding
Source: RefSeq, a predicted model, not a curated record
UAAUAAAUGGUCAUUUUAAUUUCAAUUAAAGUCUAGUAAUGGAAGACUGGAAAGCGAGAUGGAAAAUGAACACGUAAAUGAAUUUGGUCCAUGCGAAGAGCGUACGACGAAGAACUAGACGCGAUUGCUUCGAAUUUUCCUUUCACCUUCUCUCCGUUUCGAUUUCAUUGUUAUCUUCGAUUUUUAGUAUUAUUUUGGAGUUUUUUUUUGUUUUUCUUCUUUGCGGCAAUGUCUGAUGCACCGGCGUCGUCUUCGGGAACCGUUUUAGAAGGAAUUGAUGACGUGGAGGAUUACGUUUGGGCAAAUGAAGGAGUAGGAUCAUUGCCAUGGGACAGAUAUAGUCAUGUCUACGAUCUUAUGGAGAAUGGAAACCGAGCGUUCCGAGAGAACCAUUUUGAGGAGGCUAUCAACAAUUACUCAAGGGCCAAUAACAUGAAACCUGGUGACCCUGUUAUUCUUGGUAAUAGAAGUGCUGCGUACAUGAGGAUUAGUCAAUUUCUGAAAGGUAGAUCACCAACAGCUUCUGAAUAUAGACCAUUGAAUGGGUUGGAUAUGACAACACUUGCUGAACUUGCUCUUAAGGAUGCUGAGAGGUUAAUGAGCUUGCAAAAUAAUGAAGUAAGAUCCUAUAUCUUAAAGGCCAAUGCUCUAAUUCUGUUGGAAAGAUAUGAGGUGGCAAGGGAUGUUAUUCUUUCUGGUCUUCAAAUUGACCCUUUCAGUGCCGUUCUUCGGGCUGCUCUUCAGAGUUUGGAGAGGAGGCCUUCCAGCUUGGUGCGGACUAGAGGCCAUGAGGGGCCUGAACGUACUGAUGAUUUUGAUUGCACACUUUGUCUGAAGUUACUAUAUGAACCCAUAACAACACCUUGUGGGCAUUCUUUUUGUCGCUCCUGUUUAUUUCAGACAAUGGAUCGCAGCAACAAAUGUCCAUUGUGCCGAACAGUGCUAUUUAUUAGUCCUAGAACAUGUGCAAUAAGUGUAACACUAAACAACAUCAUACAAAAGAACUUCCCUGAAGAAUAUGAUGAAAGAAGGUCAGAACAUGACAAUCUGAUCCAUCUUGGUAAUGAUAUGAUACCUCUUUUUGUCAUGGAUGUCGUCUUUCCCUGCCAGAAGCUUCCACUCCACAUAUUUGAACCCCGCUACAGACUUAUGGUGAGGAGAAUAAUGGAAGGGAAUCAUAGGAUGGGAAUGGUCAUCCGUGAUCCCGCUACAGAUUCCGUUGCUGAUUUUGCUUGUGAAGUGGAGAUCACCGAAUGUGAGCCACUUCCUGAUGGACGCUUUGUUCUAGAGAUUGAAAGUCGCCGGAGAUUUCGCAUCCUCAGAUCUUGGGACCAAGAUGGAUAUCGAAUGGCAGAGGUCGAGUGGGUAAAAGAUGUAACCCCAAGAGAUGCUAGAGAAAGAGAAGAUUUGCAGGAGUUAACAGAUAAUGCAGCAGCAUAUGCUUGGUCAUGGCUAAGUACGGCAAAAGAAGCAACACGAGAUCGAAGAAGGCUUGAGGUGCUCUAUAACGUUGAAGCAAUGAUGCCUAAUACACGAGACCCCGAGCGCUUCAGUUUCUGGCUUGCUACUCUGUCGAAUCGAAGGCCUUCGGAAAAAUUAGAACUGCUACGAAUCCGAGACACAGGAGAGAGGAUACGAAGGGGACUAAUAUACCUGAGAACAGAAGCACAAGGUCAUCGGUAACGUACAAUGAUAUUUAUGAUAAUACGGGAUGCAAUUUAUCAUUGAUAUGUAUAUAUUUUUAACAAAUAUAAUAUAUUAAUUCGACCUUAAUUUAUAUAUAUUUUUUUGAUUCAAUAUUCUUUGGGCCACGCUACAGUAGUCUGUGGGUCCCUAUGUUUGUUGUAAAGUCAUUACUUUGAUUCUUAA